AUGGCACUGAGCGAAAACUGCAAGACGCAACCUUCAAAGGAGCAAGGGUCAGUUCAAAACCCCCCGUCGGACGUGAUUGAACUCAAUGUGGGUGGACAGGUGUACUACACUCGUCAUGCCACCUUGACCAGCAUCCCAAAUUCCCUCCUCGGUAAGCUGUUCUCCAGUAAGAAAGGAUCCUCGAACGACCUGUCCCGGGACCUCAGAGGACGCUAUUUCAUCGACAGAGAUGGCUUUCUAUUUCGGUACGUAUUGGAUUACCUGAGAGACAAGCAAGUCGUCCUUCCUGACCACUUCCCCGAGAGAGGACGUCUGAAAAGGGAGGCGGAAUAUUUCCAGCUGCCAGAAUUAGUCAAACUUCUGUCAUCCGACGAAUCGAAACUAUGCGACGACUUCUACUUCAGUGAUUUCGACGAUGCGUCGCAGGGUAGUGACCAGAGGUUUUACCCCUCUUAUUCGCUGGACCGGAGGUACGGCUAUAUCACGGUCGGUGUCAAAGGCACUUGCGCCCCGGGGGGCAGAGAGGGGCAAUCGGACGCCAAAGCCAAGAAAGUGCCAAGGAUCUUUAUUAGCGGCAGGAUCGGAUUGGCCAAAGACAUCUUUGGGGACGCCCUGAACGAGAGCCGUGAUUCAGACAGACCACCGGACCGGUACACCUGCAGGUUCUACCUCAGGUUCCGACACCUGGAAAGAGCCUUCGACAUGCUGUCGGAAAGCGGCUUCCACAUAGCAGCCUGCAACUCAUCUCUUACUGCAUCCUCCGUCGGCCAUUACGCGGACGACAGGGUCUGGUCCAACUACACACAGUACGUCUUUUAUCGUGGGCCGUCAAGGUGGUCAUCUUCUCACUGCGACUGCUGUUGCAAGAGUCACAAAAGCGAGCGCGAGGGAGAGAGCGGCACCUCCUUCAAUGAGCUCUCCACUUCCUGUUCUGAGACCCAGUCCGAGGCAAGCUCCCCGCAAGGGACGGUGAUCUGUGGCCCAGUGACCCGGCAGCCCAACAUCCAGACACUGGACCGGGCCAUCAAGAAAGGACCAGCUCAGAUGUUGCAGCAGGCAGAGAUGCGCCGGAAGACAGAUAUGCUGCGCGUGCGGACCUUUGGGGUUCGGGAACGAGAGGCCGCAAAGAGGAAAGCCAACAAGGAGAAGCUGACUCCAGAGCAGGAGCUGGAGAAAUGCAUCCAGGACUUCCGUCGCAUUAGAAUCCCAGAGCGCUUUCCAGAAAGGAAGUACAUGUGGCAGUCAGAGCUCCUUAGAAAGUAUCGUCUCUAA
Messenger RNA from Lampris incognitus (smalleye Pacific opah), 1272 nucleotides. RefSeq names its product BTB/POZ domain-containing protein KCTD16-like. The coding region runs from base 1 to 1272 and encodes 423 amino acids. NCBI's taxonomy places the organism in Eukaryota, Metazoa, Chordata, Actinopteri, Lampriformes, Lampridae. The record is from RefSeq and is a predicted model, not a curated record. Gene Ontology annotation, cellular component: postsynaptic membrane; presynaptic membrane. The transcript is spliced from 2 exons. Gene Ontology annotation, biological process: regulation of G protein-coupled receptor signaling pathway; protein homooligomerization. Gene Ontology annotation, molecular function: protein binding.